GUGAAGCAGAGAGACUUUGUUAUGUACUUUAGUGAUUGGCAUUUUUGUUUGUAAACUUGAGCGUGUUUAGUUUUGUAAACUGGACAAUUGCAAUUAUAAUUCCGAAUAAUGAAUUUUGGCAUACACAAUAAACUUUUCCGUAACCUUACCAUAGAAGUUUGACGCUUUUGUCAUCGACACAGUCUUAAUACACUAAAUAACCUACAACUCGGAGACGGGGACUAAAAAUGCCGGGCGCGAUCGUAGAGAAUCUUAGCGGGAAAAAAUUGUUUGUCCUCGUUGCUGUUCUGCUUAUUCUUCAAGUAAUAUGUUUCUUAAUUGGCGGUUUGAUUGCACCUACUCCAUCCAAUGCUGACAGCGUUUUGGCCACAAAAUGCUUAGACUCAGGCAAUAAUACGGACGCUUGGUUCUAUGUCAGAGGAAAAGGGCGUUGUAAAUCCAUCAGUCUUGACCAUUACGGCUCAGACACACAGCACAGGCUUGCCAAUCAGAUAGUGUUUGCUUUCCAGCUACCAUCUCCAAGGGACAACACGGUAUUGGACUAUUCUCGUUGGCAGCAACAUUUGAUUGGAGUAUUGCAGUUUGACAUUGCCUACCAUGCUGAUACAGAGAUGGAUCCACGCACUAUCUUAACUUUGGAUGGAAGACUGGGUUACCGCAACCGUGGGGAUCCUGAUGGAGAUUGGAAAUAUUACGCUUCCUCAGUUGAGCAGAGAAUACUCGAUUGUUCAAUAGAAAAUAAACGGGAUGGUUAUCAUUACAACUGCUCUUUUAUCCCCCUGUUUGAGCUUGGAUCCUUGCAUCAUGAUUUUUACUUGCUGAACAUUCGUCUUCCUGUUGAUCAUGAUAAAGGCAUGAACUUGGGAUUGGGGCACAUCGAAGACAUUUGGCUUGUGGCAAUCAACCAAACUGGGGGAUUCACUAAAGUUUGGGUGUCAUUGAAGCUGAUAUUUUUUCCCUUUAUCAUCGGGAUCAUGGUAUGGUUUUGGAACCGAGUACAUCAGCUGUCCAGGGCUCCAGUUCUAUUGGAAUACAUGCUUUUGUUCCUCGGCAGUGCACUCACCUUCCUUAACAUGCCCCUGGAACUACUGACCCUGUUCUUCGACCUACCAUUCAUGCUGCUCCUCAGUGAUAUUCGUGAAGGAAUAUUUUAUGCUGCUCUCCUUAGUUUUUGGCUUGUGUUUGCUGGGGAACAUCUAAUGAUCCAGGAAUCACAAAAGAACCACCUGCGAGCAUACUGGAAGCACCUGAGCGGAGUAGGCAUCGGAUGCACUUCGUUGUUCAUCUUUGACAUGUGUGAGAGAGGAACACAGCUGAGAAAUCCGUUCUAUUCUAUAUGGGUCACAGAUCUAGGCACCAAUCUGGCCCUGACAUUCAUCAUUCUGGCGGGAAUAUCUGCAGGCCUCUACUUCCUGUUUCUAUCGUACAUGAUCUGGCGAGUAUUCUGCAACAUCAGCGCCAAGCGAGCCUCUCUACCCUCCAUGUCUUCCCUACGUCGCCUCCACUACGAGGGAGUGAUCUACCGGUUCAAGUUCCUCAUGAUCGCUACUCUCCUCUGCGCUGCUAUGACCGUCAUCGGAUUUAUCUUAAAUCAGGUAUCAGAGGGUAGGUGGAAGUGGGAUGAAGAUUUGGACUUGGAAUACACCUCAGCUUUCUUCACUGGAGUUUACGGAAUGUGGAACAUUUACAUCUUUGCUCUUAUCGUCCUUUACGCUCCAUCCCAUAAGCAGUGGCCAUCCGAGCACGAUAUAUCAAACACAAAUGAUGAAAUAGAGUUCUCCCGGUUGCCGACUGAAGCAAGUGAAAUAUCUGCUCUCACGUCUUUUGUCAACAAGGCAUCCAUAGACUAAAACUGGUCGGUCCAAGGAUUGGAAGCACUUCAUCUUGCUGUAAGGUUGUACCCAGAUUUGUUAAUUACGUUUUACAUAUUUCCAAUUUAGAUGUAUUUUUUUACUACCUAGUUGUAUUGUUUUAUGAUCCAAACCAUCUACCUACAAGCUUACUUUUACCUUUACUGUCUUAAAAGAAAAUAAUAUUUUUAUUAAUAAUUUUUUUAACCAAUAAAAUAAAUAUCUCAUUGAUGUAUCUAUGUUUAGAUUAAUUUAAGAUUAUUAUUGUACCUGAACUAAUCUCAAUCUGUGAGGUAGAUUUAUAAAUCUCAAAUGAAAUGUUUAAUCUCUAGCAAUUUCAAUGUCAAUGUUGUCUGGUUUAGUUUCAGCUUUGAUGUUUGUAAAGAAGAAUUGAGACUUCAUGGUUAAUAAUAAUAAUAGUUAGUUUUGUCACUUAUCAGUAUUAAAUUUAAAAAUCUGACUGUUGUAAUGAAUGUGCUAGUAACUAUUAGUCUAAAUGUCUUGUAUAUUAUGUGUAUGUUCCCCAUACUUGGUAUGUCCAUUUACAUGUAUUAAUGAAAUUUCCGUGUUAACUUAUAUUAAGGUUGCACAAAUAUUAUGGACUUGCUAGUUGGAAAAAAACUGUACGUAGCUAAAGAUGUGUUUUACAUCAUUUUUUUAUAUUGGUAUUUCCCAGGAAAACGUGUCGGGUUCAGGUAGCUACUGAUUACACUAUUCAAAACAAGAGUUAAGUUUCAUGAGGUAUUUUAUUUUUAAAUGUUAAGUUUCUAGGUUGCUCUGUGCUGUAUCAUUUUAUAGUUAUGAUUACGGUACGAUUUUAUUUGUUAUUAAUUAAUUGAUUUUUAACACCAUCACUACCAACAUACAAAGAUGGAAUAUAAGGAGCUUCUCAGAUAUUUGGAAAGAUUGAACUUUUUCUCAGUCUAUUCUGCAUCAACGAGAUUGAAAAAUUUAGAGUCCAACAAACUAUCGGACCCGUUCAACCUCUAACUCGGACCAGACAAGUGAUAGACACAUAACUAGGUCUUUGUAGAUCCAUUAAUUCAGGCCUAGAUAGUAUACAGUUGUAAUUGGAAUGAAGAUAUAAGAUUCUUUCACCUAGACCUAGGGCAUACUAACUUUGCGCACAGGUUUAGUCCUGCUAAUUGAGAUGGAUAAUACAUAUAUUCCAAUCUGUGGUCUGAAUAGGUAAAUACACACAUAUCCUCUUCCAUUUGGGCUUUACUUGGCUUCAGGUGUCGACUAAGCAUCACAAUUUCCACCUAUCCUUUCACACUUCCUUUCAUUCCACAUCUCACUCUUCUCUUUUCCACACCCCCUUCAUGGUGGAUAAGUAAUACAUACUUAUAAGUGAUAAACGGAUAAGUACCCAUUCACCUUCUUCUAGGUCUUCCUUUGUUAAGAAUUCUUCUCACAUAGCCAAACCAUCUUUGGCUUGGUCUGUAGUAGUAUUGUUUACAUGUUUCUCCACUUAUACAAUCAGUAUUUCCUUGAUCAUUAUUUUUCCCCCUCACAAUUAUUGCAUGGAUGCUAUUUUUUGUGCCGUCUUGUAGUGAUUUUGUUAAAACUGUUAAACUAAGAUGAACAACUUACAGGGAAGAUGAUAUUGAAUAGAUUUAUUCUUAGUCUUUAGAUAAUUUGUGCCAUAGUUAAGUAAAACAUUAUAGUAAAAAGUGAAGAACUGAUCACUUUUGAAUUCCAGUAUUAUUUUAUUAUAUAAUUUUAAUUGUUUAAGGAAGUUUUUUGACUUAAUAAAAAAAAAACAUACCUAGAUAAAUACUCUAAUGAGAACACAUAAAACUAUAAUUUUAUUAUCUUUUUCUGAUUUUCCCCGAACAUAAAAAUAAAAAAAAUAGGUAAAUCAUAUUUAAAAACUACACAGAUGUUCAGCAAGUCAACGGGGUUAAUGAUAUCAAUACAAGUUAAAUUAAAUUAUGGUGUUUAAACCUAUAAAUGUAGGCUUUAUAUAUUUUUAAGGUUAUCAUGUGGGUUGUAUAACUGAGGUUUUCUCCAUCGAAGAUUCUGUAUUUAAAGUGAUAUAUGAAUUUAGAUACAGUUUUGAACCAACUAAUCUUCAUUGCAAGACAGCUAACUAAAUAAUCCCCCAUAUAUUCUUCUAUUCUAUUCAUAUUGAUUAUGAUCCAUUCUUUCUUAAAUGUAGUUUUUUAUCUACAGAAGUAAACCAAUUCAGUUUCGGUAUUUAGCUGUUAAGAAAUAUAUAGUUACUAUUGUAGGUACUUAUCAGUAGUCAGUUAGCUUGAUAAAUGUUUUAUUUAACUACUUACAGUAUUUUAUAUUUUUGUAAUAUUUUUCAGCUUGACUAAUGUUGUGAAUGUUUAUUUUCUCUAAUAUGUGUACAGUUUCUUUUUUAAUAAAGU
Messenger RNA from Macrosteles quadrilineatus (aster leafhopper), 4228 nucleotides. It is a transcript of the gene wls, whose product is annotated as protein wntless. Gene Ontology annotation, cellular component: organelle membrane; endomembrane system. The transcript is spliced from 12 exons. The coding region runs from base 228 to 1850 and encodes 540 amino acids. Gene Ontology annotation, biological process: Wnt protein secretion; Wnt signaling pathway; intracellular protein transport. NCBI's taxonomy places the organism in Eukaryota, Metazoa, Arthropoda, Insecta, Hemiptera, Cicadellidae. Gene Ontology annotation, molecular function: Wnt-protein binding. The record is from RefSeq and is a predicted model, not a curated record.